GCUUUGUCUUUGCGUGGAGGUGCGCAGGAGGAGGCUCGACACCUGCCUGUUAUGUCGUGACAAGGAGGUGACCUUUGCCUGGCGCUGCAUGGAAGUGACCCCUACUGCAUGCCUAGCGCUAUCCUUGCAUGCAGUGCAGAUUUUUUAGUGAGAUUUGUCUCAGCUUGCUUGAUUGAAAUAAACAACACCAAGAACUGUGUGAUUUGAGUCAAGAACUAGUACUAGCUACCCAGUAGAUCUACGUACAGACAGAUCUAUGAUUAUGUCUAUGAGCUGGGUAGCGCAUAUCCACUAUCAUCCAAGACAAUCAAGCACUUCGAUUUUUGCAGCCUGAGCUGAGGAAGGUUCUGUGCUGGCUGCCCGGUGCAGACCAAUCUGACUCCUGUCAAUUUACGGCCACCGCUAGCUAGCCUAGCACGUAAGAUCGUUCAUCACGCUAAUAACGCGGACAAGCUGCAGCACAGUCUCCUGAACUGCUAGCUAGCGCAUACAGAACAAUGGCAUCAACUGCACCAGCACCAGCAUGGCAUCACGCAACCAUGCCAGACCUGCAGGUCUACGCGCCGCAAGUCGCCGGCAUUCUGUGCGUACUGGCCGCGUUCGACCUCCUGGUCGCGCGGCACACGAAGGCGCGCUACUUCGCCAUCCACGUGCUAGCGAACAGCAUAGUCACGAUUAGCGUGCUACCUGGCUGCUUCAAGCUCUUGUCAAACCCGGCUGUAGGCCUGCGGCUGGACGAGUUCAGCUCCAUGGGCAUAUCGGCCAAUCUCUGCAUCCAUGUGUAUCACAUGGCGGCGUUCCGAGACCUGACCUGGCUUGAUUGGCUGCAUCACAUCACUAUGACCAUAAUCCUGAUGCCCAUCACUUUCGCGCACGACGCCUGGUUCGGCCUGACCUGCGACCUACAGAACUUCUUCUCCUGUGGCCUGCCGGGUGGUGCUGACUACGCUAUGCUGCUGGCUGUCAAGCAGGGCUGGAUGGAGCCGCUGACAGAGAAGCGCAUAAACUCGCAGAUCAACGUGUGGCUCAGAGCGCCGGGGAUCGUCUUCACGUGUGGGUUGGGGUUCACCCAGGCUUUCCUCAAGGAUCCGCAUUUGCACUUCCUCUCACCCGCGUUCUUCUUCAGCGGAUUAACGCUGGGCCUGUUCAUCUGGAACGCGCAGUACUUCUCAGAGCGCGUCGUCGGAAACUACUACGUGCGCCAGUACCAGGCGGACGAGAAAAGAAAACCGGCGCGAAACGGCAAGAACAAUUAGCUCCGGAGUAUGCUUGUAUAGCAGCUCUGAGUGGUGUCCAGUGCUGCUCUUUGAAAAUCGAUUGUGCGAAUCAAGCUUGUGCCUGUGCCAGUUUACAUCCCAGUGUUUGCAGGUAUAGGGCUGCACAGCGCUGCCCGGCGUGCCGUUCACUCUCUUGAUUGGAUUUCAUGAACUCUGGGCAGCACUCUACUAUUUAGAAAAAGAAUGGCUUACCAUAGAUCUUUCCAAUGAGAUUGGGAUUUUACACGCGUGUUUAGAUUCUGCGGCCAUGUCAUUAGCACUGACUGGUGUUCUGAACUGAGGUAUUUACUUCUGCUGAUAGUCAAAUGUUGCGUAUGUGUGCGUGUGUGUGUAUGUGUGUGUAUGUGUGUGUGCGUGUGCAAAUGUCACUUUCGUACUGAGUUGUGUUACCAUCCUUUACUUGCAGGCCAGGUGUGGCAAUAGGAAAGAUUGCACAGUGUGUGUUUAGCCCGUUGAGCAGCUAGGGGUUUUCCCCGUUGAGCAGCAAGGGGUUUUCCCCAGUUUACUUUAUUUACUGUUUUUAUCUUUUGCCAAGUGCAUUUGCGCCUUGAUCCAAGAGAGUGCUGGCGUUCCCACGGCGGAUGCGGAAAACUCGACCUUUGGCCGAGUCUCACGCGAACCGUGAAUUUGUU
Messenger RNA from Sycon ciliatum, 1909 nucleotides. RefSeq lists its product as uncharacterized. The record is from RefSeq and is a predicted model, not a curated record. NCBI's taxonomy places the organism in Eukaryota, Metazoa, Porifera, Calcarea, Leucosolenida, Sycettidae. The transcript is spliced from 4 exons. The coding region runs from base 498 to 1256 and encodes 252 amino acids.